Candida tropicalis MYA-3404 is the source of this 504-nucleotide messenger RNA. RefSeq lists its product as uncharacterized. The transcript has a single exon. Lineage: Eukaryota; Fungi; Ascomycota; Pichiomycetes; Serinales; Debaryomycetaceae. The record is from RefSeq and is a predicted model, not a curated record. The coding region runs from base 1 to 504 and encodes 167 amino acids. Gene Ontology annotation, molecular function: aldehyde dehydrogenase (NAD+) activity.
AUGUUUAAGAAAGCUUUGCCAUUAGUUACUCAACUUACUACCCCAAGAGGUAUCACUUACAACCAACCAUUGGGUUUGUUCAUCAAUAACGAAUACGUUCUUCCACAAGCCAACAAAACCUUUGAAGUUAUUUCUCCAUCUACUGAAGAAAAAAUCACUGAUGUUUAUGAAGGUUUAGCUGAAGAUGUUAAUACCGCAGUUGACGCUGCCAAAGCAGCUUAUGACAAUGGAUGGGCUCUUGGUCCACCAGAAGAAAGAGCAAGAGUUUUGUUCAACUUGGCUGAUUUAGUCGAAGAGAAUGCAGAAACUUUAGCUCAAAUUGAAACUUGGGACAAUGGUAAAUCAUUGCAAAAUGCUAGAGGCGAUAUCGCCUUAACUGCUGCUUACUUUAGAUCAUGUGGUGGUUGGGCUGAUAAAAUCACUGGAAGCCAAAUCAACACCGGAAGUUCUCAUUUCAAUUACACUCAAAGAGUCCCAAUGGUCUGUGGUCAAAUGUAUGUAUAA